CGUGUUUGACGUGUUCACGUCAACUAGUUCAGGAAGUUAUCUGUGUAGCUGUAAUUCUGGAGGUGAUCCGCUCGUUCUCUUCACGAACUCAAGCCCGGAGAUGGCGUGCACGCUGGAGAAGGUGCUCGGCGACGCGCGGACGCUGCUGGAGCGGCUGAAGGAGCACGACACGGCGGCAGAGACUCUCAUCGAGCAGUCGAGCUCUCUCAGCAACAAGAUCCACAGCAUGAAGGAGGUCGCCAACACUCUCCCCGACAAGUAUAUGAAUGAAAACACAGAGUAUCAGGAGCUGUCCAGAUACAAACCUCACGUCCUACUGAGCCAAGAGAACACCCAAAUCAAAGAACUCAAGCAAGAGAACAGAGAACUUUGGCUCUCUCUAGAGGAGCAUCAGUAUGCUUUAGAGUUGAUCAUGGGCAGAUACCGGAAGCAGAUGCUUCAGCUGAUGAUGGAAAAGAAGGAGCUGGAUACUAAACCUGUGUUCAGCCUUCACCAGGAUCAUGCUAAGGAGGUUCAAAGCCAGUUGGAACGGAUCUGUGAAAUGGGUCAAGUUAUGCGUCGAGCUGUACAGAUGGAUGACCAACAUUACUGCUGUGUCAAAGAGAGACUGGCACAGCUAGAGAUUGAAAACAAGGAGCUCAGGGAUCUUUUGUCCAUCAGUAGUGGCUUUGUGAGGCCUCAGAGAGACGAGACCCCCUUAGAGAUGUCCAAGACCCUGGACAAAUAGAGACCUGUGUAACUUCUGUUUUUUUUUUAGAAAGCUAAUGUUGAAUGCAUUUUGUAUAUUUGUAUAUCAGGUGUAAAUAUCUGUAUUUGGGUUCUGUAGUGUGUUUUAUUUUACUUGUCUUGACAGUUGGUUAUCUUCCUGCUGACCAACAAUGCACUUUGAAAUGUUUAUUAUUGAUUUUAAAAGUUUUUGUUCAGGAGAGACGUAUUACCUCCUCUUACAUUUUUUAAAAUAGACAUUCAAUGCAUUAUAAAUCAAUUCUGCCUCCAUUUAUAGUAACAUUUUAAUUUGUAGCCUUGCCUUGAGCAGGUUUGUAGUUCUUGUUAGGUAGUACAAUUAAAUUGCCAGCUGUCUAAUGUGUUUCAAGUACAUUCUGUACAUGUAAAUACAUAUUAUUAACAGAUCUAACUAACCUCAGAACAAGAUAGUACAGUAGUAUUGGUUUACCAGUAAUGCAGCUUUCAAAUAUUUGAUGUGAAAAUCUUGUACAUCGUGUAACAUGAAUGUAUGAUGAGAGUUCUCUUAAGAUUGCAUCUUAAUUUUUGCCAGUCUUUUUUUUAUGUAAAUUGUUGAAUUUGUAUCUCAGGAAAGCAAUCACAUGUACCACAGUUGUUAUUUUGUAUCAGAAAAUAUGUACUGUAAAAUAAAAUAGAAAUAUUCAAGUUCAAAGGUGGAGUUUAAUAAGUGGUUGACAUAUAGAAUAAUACAAAAUUAUAAUAAUUAGCAUAUCUUUCUUGGGAAAACUAAUUUAGAGAAUAAAUUAUGUAGUUCUUUUUGCACAUACACAAAGUAUAUUAUUAAAUGUGUGAUUCCAUUUUUUGUAACUAGAAACUGUUAUAUUGUGUUCGUAUAUAGAUUUGUUUUAAGUAUCAUACUAAUUUCAAAUCUUUA
Molecule: messenger RNA, 1618 nt
Organism: Xyrauchen texanus (razorback sucker)
Lineage: Eukaryota; Metazoa; Chordata; Actinopteri; Cypriniformes; Catostomidae
Product: suppressor of IKBKE 1-like
Exons: 6
Coding region: 101-727 (208 amino acids)
Source: RefSeq, a predicted model, not a curated record